This is a messenger RNA of Drosophila serrata, 2673 nucleotides long. RefSeq lists its product as uncharacterized. The record is from RefSeq and is a predicted model, not a curated record. Gene Ontology annotation, molecular function: protein binding. Lineage: Eukaryota; Metazoa; Arthropoda; Insecta; Diptera; Drosophilidae.
UUAAGCGAAACUGCGACGCAAAAAGGCGGAACAAAUUCAUUUCAUAGAAGAACAUAUAUAAAAACGUUUUUCCUUUACGCACAGCAAAAACAAAGUAUUCAAAUUUGUUCAAUUUAAAUAUUUGCAAAUAAAUACAAACAGAAAGUGUACAUACCAAACGAUAACUGUGCAACUAAAAUCGAAGGACCUGUGAAGCGGUGUUGUUGUGUGCAGUCACCUACGUAAAAAGGAUACUCUUGCGGGCAUUUUUCCAGCUUCCACUGCGUAGAAGAAGUCCUGGGAAAACACACACGCGCCCACAUUUAAUUAGUCUCCCUCCACCUCCACUGAAUCUUUGAUUCGUCGAAAGUCCGGGGACCAGACGCUAAUUAAUCCUGGGACUUGCUGGCCACCGCAGCUCAUAAGCGGAAACGGAAACGGGGGAAAGCAAAAAAUCCAGCAGCAGCCGGAGAUGCAUUAACCAGGAAGAGACGCCGCUCGUAAAUAAUUGAAGAGACAAGCCAAUGAAAAUGGUAAAUUGAAGAUUGCGUAUAUAUACAUUGCGAAAUUGAACAUUUUAAUCGCUGGCAAAAAUCAUGUCAAAUCUCCUCAACAUGGACAAAUCGAAUGGCAAUGGCGUCUAUGCGGUCAAGCCGAACAUGGACAACGAUAAUGCCCUAAUGGGAGCAUCGGGUGCCACCACAACUAUGACAUCAGCAGGUGCAGGUGCAAACGCAGGUGCAGUCACUGCAAACAACAUAAACAUAAUGAACGGAGCAGCUGCUGCAGCCGCAGCUUCCGCUUCCGGCCUGCCCACUUCCGCCUCCAGCGAGGACCUCAGCCAAAGCCUGUCCGAAUACACAGAUGCCGACGAGAGCAUAUCCGCGCCCACAGAGUUUCUGGCCGAGUUCCUGUCCGCCGUGAUGCUGAAGGACUACAAAAAGGCAUUGAAAUACUGCAAAUUGAUUCUCCAAUACGAACCUAAUAAUGGCACGGCCAAAGAGUUCUAUCCGCUCAUCCUGGAUAAGCUGCGGGCCGUGGCCACAUCCAGCGACAGCGAUGAGAAUUACAAUAAAUCUUCAUCGCCCGAACUGGCUCUGGACCUGCACGCCUCCGAUGUGGAGGCAGAUGUUGAUGGCGAUGGAGAUGCGGAUGUGGAUGCAGAUGCAGAUGGUGACAGCGAGAGCAGCAACAACUGUUCCGAGGAGGAUAAUGGAUGGGGUGACGACGAGAUAGACAACGUGGAUGUGAUGGAUGGCGAGGAGGAGAGCAGCAGCAGUGGCGAUGACUUUGAGCUACCCAUAGACGAUGCUGGGCAGGAUCCAGUGGCUCUGGCUGUCCACACUCCCCACUCACACACUCAUUCCCACUCUCACAACGAUUCAGGAUCCUCGAGGAAUUCAUCCAGUGGCGGCGGAGGACGCAGCGAUAACACCACACACUCAUAUUCCAGUUUGCUGUUGGAGGAGGAGGAUGACAUUGUCCCAGUUAGCCUUCAUUUUGGUCUCAAGGAUAAUGCAGCCACAGACCUGGAUGUGAGCAAUGGCAACAAAGUGCCCUCCGCCUCGUGCAGUGACUCGGAAUCGCCGACAGAACCGCUGACCCAGCGCCUGGCUGCCAUCCUGCGCUCCAAGUGCGGUGUAUCCGGCGGCGGUGGCGGGACCGAUGAGCCCUAUUAAAAAUAUAUAUACACAAAUAAUUAAUUUAACACUGUGCGGAUAUUAUAUUUGGAUUGCGAAACGCUUGCUGAAUGAAGAGGAUCAAUGACAUUUUCCGGUAUAGAAUAAUAGUUUGAUUUUCUACCUGGCCGCACAGUGUUGUCUCUACAUCUACAUCUAUAUAUUCUUGUAUAACUCUAUAAUGACCGUAAACUCCACCAGCCCUUGCCCGACUAGUCUCUCCACUAGUGCGAUCGCUUUACGAACCUAGAAACCGUCCCUGACAGCAUACUCUCGUAUCUCGUAACUUGUAACUUGUAAUUCGUACUCUGUAUCUUGUAUCUUGUAUCUUGUAUCUCCGAUAGCUAAGUUUUUGAUCGAACGCGAGUCUCCCUAGGACAAACAUAUCGUACAAACUCAAUAAGUACUUAUAUAUAUAUACAUCAAUACCUAUUUAUACCACAUACAUAUAUACUGUACAUGUUUAUCCUAGAUAUAUAGCCGCAGAGCCCAAUAAAGAUAUACUCGAUACCGUAAGACGCAUAUAGCGGAAAUCGCGAAACAGAAUCAAUAUAUAGAUUUACAUAGAUUUACACGUAUAUAUUUUUUAGCAAGAGACACCCAUUCAGAACGCACAGGACUCGGAAUGAUGCUUUACAUAUUUGCAUUUGAUAGAGAUCGAUUUUUCCCCACAAAAAGAGAACUAGAGAUGAUUGAGAGAGAGUUACGAUAUGGAUAAGUCUGACAACAGGUGGAACGAACUAAUGAGUGUAGAACUACAACUGAAAUGGUCCAAGUCACAAAACUACGUAGAUGAGUGUAAAUAGAUAUAUUUUGUAUCCGAUUAAGCCCAGUACUCUCGGUUCGGUUUAGGUUCUAUAAGUUAACGAGGAUAUAACUCUAAAAACUCCCCCUUAAUACUUAUUAUUCAGCAAAUAUAUUUGUAUCUGAUAAGUUUUUCCAACUAUAUUGUUGAAUUACAUUAUAAUCCGAAUGGUCUGUAUGUUUACGAAAGACAAAAAAUUGUAAUAAUAAA